Doryrhamphus excisus (bluestripe pipefish) is the source of this 402-nucleotide messenger RNA. RefSeq names its product glycoprotein hormone subunit alpha 2 (gene gpha2). Gene Ontology annotation, molecular function: hormone activity; hormone receptor binding. NCBI's taxonomy places the organism in Eukaryota, Metazoa, Chordata, Actinopteri, Syngnathiformes, Syngnathidae. Gene Ontology annotation, biological process: cell surface receptor signaling pathway. The record is from RefSeq and is a predicted model, not a curated record. Gene Ontology annotation, cellular component: extracellular region.
AUGUGGCAGUCGCUGUACUUGCUGGCGCUGCCAGUGAUGUCACUUCUGCUGAUCUUCUCUCCUGCCGGUCGGAGCUCCGAGGACCUCUCGCUCACCCCGGGGUGUCACCUCUAUCCCUUCAACGUCAGCAUCCGCAGUGACCGUCGAGGAACCUGCAGAGGAACCCACCUGGUGUACGCCUGCGUGGGCUACUGUGAGUCCAGCGCCUUCCCGUCUAGGUACUCGGUGCUGGUGGCCUCCAACUUCACCCACAACGUGACAUCCACAUCGCGGUGCUGCACCAUCAGCAAGGAAGCCAAGGUCAAAGUUCGUUUGGAGUGCCCCGGAGGGCGCCACCACGAUGAGCUGGAGAUCCUGACGGCGAAGGCGUGUCGCUGCGACAUGUGCCGCAAGUCACGAUAG